Messenger RNA from Symsagittifera roscoffensis, 2351 nucleotides. Its product is annotated as probable G-protein coupled receptor No18. Gene Ontology annotation, molecular function: G protein-coupled receptor activity. The transcript is spliced from 4 exons. The record is from RefSeq and is a predicted model, not a curated record. Gene Ontology annotation, cellular component: plasma membrane. NCBI's taxonomy places the organism in Eukaryota, Metazoa, Xenacoelomorpha, Acoela, Convolutidae. The coding region runs from base 913 to 2271 and encodes 452 amino acids. Gene Ontology annotation, biological process: adenylate cyclase-activating adrenergic receptor signaling pathway.
CGGACAGCAAUUUGGCCUCAAAGUCAAUUUAUUAUCGGGAGAAGUGACCGCAGUUUUAAAAUUUAAAGACCCAAAUAAGCCCAAAAAUCGAUUGAAAAUGGAUCCCAACUUCCGUUUUUUUUCAGAAUAUUUUCAAAUAUCUUAAUUUUACUGUCUCAGUUUCUAAUUCACUAGACUAGCAAGGAUCAAAAUUCAUGAUUAAAGCCUUUCGCGCCGCAUUCUUGAUAACCUGCUAUUUGAAAGUGGCAAGUCAGAACUAAACGAGCCAUUGUGACUAACAACAGGAAUUCAAGGUGUGGAUUAGUGAUAGAUGAAAACCAAACAGCUUCCCCAGUUGCGACUACUAUCAAAGAAUUAUAUAUUGAUUCGGUUAAUUCUUCGCGCAACUUCAAACUGAAAUUCGAUUCAAAUAAAGAUUAUCUCUAUUCGUCGAAUAAAGAUUCCUUCUCAAGCUGAUAGCAAAGACACUAAUCUCCAAUUUUACUGCGGUUUGACAAAAAAAUGGCAAUUUCAAUCAAAAUUCGAUUUGGAAGUAAAUUAAUUGAGCGUAGGUAAAGCAUAGAGGUAAAAUAGAAAUAAAAUUGACACUCAGAAAACCUCCGCAAAUUAUCAAACGAACUAUCAAACCAUUAUUUUCCCUUCAUUUACAGAAAAAAUUGUAUUUUAAAAAAGCACCCACAAAGUUUUUGUUAGACUUGCACAAAUUGUUAAGUGUUUUGAUGUUCGUAUCAUUUUGCAUUCAAUGUGAUACUUCUCUUUAGCUCACAAAAUUCGAAAGCAUACUAAGUUUUUUUUAAACUUUUCAUUUUAAAAUUCCAUUUCAUUUUUACUCUUUGAAUAAAUUAUACUGCUUUUGAAAUCUUUUUACUUUAACUUUUUACCCAAUCCGUAUAUUCAAAUCCCUUCAAAAACAUGACAACCAAUUCAUCAUUACCAUCUGAAGUAUUACAGACAAGCGACACUAUAUGGAAAAUUGAUUCCAUAAUUUUGACCUUACUUUUGGUCAUGAUCCUGUCCAUAGUACCCAUACUUACCAUCUCCGGCAACUGUCUGGUCGUGUGGGCUAUUCUCACCCAGAAGUGUCUGCAGCAGGUGCAGAAUAGACUUCUCAUCAGUCUGGCUGUCGCUGAUGUUCUCGUGGCCUUGACAGUCAUGCCAUUUGCCAUUUUCAUGGAAGUCGCAGUGAGUUGGAAGUUUGGCUUCAUCGUGUGUGACGUGUGGCGAACUAUGGAUGUGAUGUGCUGCACUGCCAGCAUUCUCCAUCUGUGCGCAAUUGCACUUGACAGAUACUGGGCAAUAACAGAGCCUUUCACUUACUCAGUCAGAAGAAACAAAAGGUUAAUGUCAAUCAUAAUCGCCAUCGUCUGGAUCUCAAGUCUCAUCAUCUCACUGCCCCCUGUCACAAUCUGGUACGGUGAAGGUCACGGCAUGGACGGACUAGGGUGUGAACUAAUUGUAGAUCCAGUUUACAUUAUUUACUCAGCAGUUGGAUCUUUCUACGGCCCGCUUGCGGCCAUGUUUGUAAUUUACGCGCGUAUUUAUCAUGUCGCGGCUGAAAGACUUCGCGCCAAAUCCGAGCGAAGGUCGACAUAUUCGUCCCCGGGAACAAGCCAAUAUCAGUUAAAAAGGAUAAACAAACAGACUGAAAUUCGAGAAAUGAAAACAAAAAUGAGUGAACAUUCGAUGCACUCGAAACCAACAAAUAGUACUCUUCAAGUUCCUACUUUGACCCGGGCUUCAGUUUCGGUUACCAAUAAUUCGGAGCAUGCAAGUUCAAAAGGAGGCGACAGAAGUCAACACAAAUCUUCUUUUUUGACGUUGGAUAUUCCAACCCGGGACGAUGCGACAAUUAAUAAUCAAGUGGUCGGCGCUUGUCCUCCGUCGCCGUCACGUGGCCGAAUCAGAAAACCUUUGAUAAGUGUGACAGUCGAACGAAAAGCAGCGAACACUCUGGGUGUAAUUCUGGGCUGUUUUGUCCUAUCUUGGCUCCCAUUUUUCACCCUUUACAUAAUGUCCCCGUUUGUUGACGCAAUUCAAAACUUACCAUAUUUGGUAACAAGCUUGGUAACUUGGAUGGGAUAUUUCAACUCGAUGGCGAAUCCGAUCAUCUACACGAUUUUCAACCCCGAUUUUAGAAAAGCUUUUUCGAAGAUUUUUAAGUGCUUGGAUACGACUCCCCAAUAUCAAGUAGCAGUUCCGUUGAAGAACAAAUCGAAACCUGCUCUGCACGUUACAUCAGAUGACCGAUCGGUAGCUUCAUUUGGUGUUUAAAUUUGCAUCUAUUUAAAUCACAAAAACUAUCAUUUCAAUUUGAUAAACGUACAAGUUGCAGGGCCUAUCAAAAAUUAAGC